AUGAGGUGCAGUGUAUCCACGCUGAGAAAAACAACAAGGGUCCCAUGGAGGCUGCCUCGCUUUUUCUCAAGCUGCUGUUGGAGGUCCAGGUGGAAGGCUGGUUCCGUGGCUUUUUGGAUGCCCUAAACCACGCAGGUUAUUCUGGACUUUAUGAAGCCAUUGAAAGUUGGGAUUUUCAAAACCUUGAAAAGUUAGAGGACCACAGAACACUUCUGAGACGGUUAGAACCAGAAUUCAAAGCCAGAGUUAUUCCAACGGAAAUCCUCCCUGAAAUAGCUGAAUGUUUAAUCGCUCAGGAUUGCGAAGAAAUUUGGCAGGUUUGCGCCAGUAAGGGGCCCAUGGCAGGUGCGGAGAAGCUGGCCGAGUGCCUUCUCAGAUCUGACAAGGAGAACUGGCCCAAGGCUUUGAAACUUGCUUUGGAGAGAAAUGGGAACAUCUUCAGUGAACUGUGGAUUAUAGAUGAAGGUGUGAAAGAUGUAGAAAUGAAAGUCAUUGAGGAUGAUUCAAUGGAAAAUUCUGAAGUACAGAUUUUCUACCGGGAAGAUCCAGAAGAGCAGAGUCUUAGUCAGAGCCCCUGUCCACCUGCAGAAAUGCCUUCUACUAACUUGUACAGCCCUUUGAAACCAAGAAAUUACCAGCUAGAGCUUGCUUUCCCUGCUAAGGAAGGAAAAAAUACAAUAAUAUGUGCUCCUACUGGUUGUGGAAAAACCUUUGUUUCACUGCUUAUAUGUGAGCAUCACCUGCAGAAGUUCUCACAGGGCCGGAAGGGGAAGGUUGUCUUCUUUGCCAACCACGUCCCCGUGUACGAACAGCAGAAGACGGUGUUCUCCAGACACUUCGACAGACUUGGGUACAGAGUUACGGGCAUUUCUGGAGCAACAGCCGAGAAUGUCCCAGUGGCACAGACUAUUGAGAACAGUGACAUCAUCGUUUUAACACCGCAGAUUCUUGUGAACAAUCUUAAAAACGGAACCGUCCCGUCACUGUCCGUCUUCACCCUGAUGAUAUUUGAUGAGUGCCACAACACCAGUAAACACCACCCGUACAAUGUGAUCAUGUUCAAUUACCUGGACCAGAAGCUCGGAGGGUUUUCAGACCCGUUGCCCCAGGUCAUCGGGCUGACUGCGUCUGUCGGUGUUGGAGAUGCCGGGAACGUAGAGGAAGCCAUGGCCCACAUCUGCAAGCUGUGUGCUUCCCUUGAUGCUUCGGUGAUAGCGACAGUCAGAGAAAACUUGGAGGAGCUGGAGCAAGUGGUUUCUAAGCCCCAGAAAAUUUCCAGGAAAGUGGAACCACGGACUACCAACAGAUUUAAACUGAUUUUAUGUCAGCUGAUGCAGGAGACAGAGCAUCUGGCAGAGAAUGUCUCUGAAGAACUUGGCUACCUGUUUCGAAUUCAGGAUAGAGUGUUUGGAACACAGAAAUAUGAACAGUGGAUCGUCGCGGUUCACAAAGCGUGCAUGGUGUUUCGGGCGCCAGACAGAGAAGAAGAGAGCCGGAUUUGCAAAGCCAUGUAUCUGUACACGUCCCACUUGCGGAAAUAUAAUGACACCCUCAUUAUCAGUGAGGACGCGCAAAUCAAAGACGCUUUGAAUUACCUGAAGGAUUUCUUCAACAAUGUCCGAGCAGCAGCAUUUGACGAGACUGAGCAAGAUCUUACUCGGAGGUUUGAAGAAAAGUUGCCGGAACUAGAACGUGUUUGCAUGGAUCCCAGCAAUGAGAACCCUAAACUCAGAGACCUCCACUUAAUCUUACAAGAAGAGUACCACCUAAACCCAGAGACGAGAACCAUUCUUUUUGUGAAGACCAGAGCACUUGUGGACGCUUUAAAAAAAUGGAUUGAAGAAAAUCCUGCACUUAAUUUUCUAAAGCCUGGCAUAUUGACUGGACGUGGCAAAACAAAUGAUAAAACAGGAAUGACCCUCCCAGCGCAGAAGUGCGUGUUGGAUACAUUCAGAGCCAAUGGAGAUAAUAUUCUGAUUGCCACCUCGGUUGCUGACGAGGGCAUUGACAUUGCUCAGUGCAACCUGGUUAUCCUGUACGAGUACGUGGGCAACGUCAUCAGGAUGAUCCAAACCAGAGGCAGAGGAAGAGCAAAAGGUAGCAAGUGCUAUCUUCUGAGCAGUAAUGCUGAUGUAAUUGCCAAAGAAAAUAUAAAUUUGUACAAGGAACAAAUGAUGAAUGACUCUAUCUCAAGACUUCAGACAUGGGAUGAAGCAAUAUUUCAAGAAAGAAUUCACCGUAUACAGAAUCAAGAAAAACUUAUCAGAGAUAGCCAACCAAAACCAGAACUUGUCCCUGAUAAGGAAAAUAAAAGACUGCUCUGUGGAAAGUGCAAAGUCCUGGCAUGCCACACGGCUGACAUACGAGUGAUAGAGGAAUCCCACUACACUGUCAUUGGAGACGCUUUUAAGAAGUGCUUUGUGCGUAAACCACACCCCAAGCCACGGAGCUAUGGAGGCUUUGAAAAGAAAGAAAAGAUAUUCUGUGCCAGAGAGAACUGCGGCCACGACUGGGGAAUCCGUGUGAGGUACAAGACGUUUGAGAUCCCAGUCAUCAAAAUUGAGAGUUUCGUGGUGGAGGAUACUGUCACUGGACUUCAGAAACAGUAUCCGAGGUGGAAGGACUUUCCUCUUGAGAAGAUACAGUUCGAUGCUAAGGAGCUGUCUCAGUGACCCCUGCUCCCAGUCCUUAGCCACAGGGCGUGGUCACGGAGGGAAGCAGUGGUCCAGCGGGUGCAACCAUCAGUCACCUGUACCUUUGCGUAAGGCUCAUACUGUACUGAGUAUGUGAGUUAGCUUCCCUGUUUGCAUUCAGCUAUCUCUAUUGUGUCACAUACAGGGCACACAGGUGGGAAUUGUGGCCCUGAAAACUUCGUGGGGCAAGAGAACUCACAGUAGGACUGGAGAAAAAUGUGAAAUUGUUUCUACCCUCCUGUCCCCUGGCCAGUGAGCACCUAACAGCCGCUGGGUACAUGUGAGCACGAAUGAGCUGAACGUUUUUUCGUGCCUCUUUCCCUCUUGAAGCUGCUGCACACUAGGUUUCCCCGCAGUGAUCUCCUGGAAUUCUUUCCAAAGCUACCAGUGACCGGCUGCCAAUCCACUGGAUACUUCUUGGUUCUUUUAUUUCUUCUCUCGCUACUUUGGGCCCUGUUGUAUCCCUCUGUUGAAACUCUCCCUUGGCUUUUUUCUUAAGUUUUUUCCCUUCUUACUGGUUCCUCUUUGCUGGUAAAGUGUAGGUAAUUCCAGGGGCUCACUGUAUCUGUCUAUAUGUCUGUCUGUCUGUCUAUCUAUGUAAGUUAUAUAUACUCAUGUUUUCUUCAUAGCAGUGUGUAGCAUGGUAAUCAUAAAACAUCUCUCAUUAGACAUCUUUCGUUAGUGACAUUCAGUAGACCUCUUUCAUUAGUGCGGGCAUAUCACUUCCUGAGGUUUCGUUUUUUACUUUAUCCAUUUUUUUCUAUUAGUUUGUUCUCUUAACCUGCUAUUUGCAUAAUCAUCUCAAGCCAUCUUCUGGUAAUGGUUAUGUUUAACGCUUGGAUUAUUCUCAGUUAAGUUCCUUGGAUGGUACUGAUGAAGCGGUUUAAUCUGGCUGUCCUUUCUACUUAUAACAUUUGCUGAUGCUUCAGAGAGCUUAGUUUGGGGCUUUCCUGUCAUGGAGAUAUGUUUCCUGAGUUUUGUUAUUUUCACCAGACCAGGGCUGGGGAUUUAGCUCAGUGGCACAGCGCCUGCCUGGUAAGCGCGAGGUCCUGAGUUCAAUUCCUGCUACCCGCACCCCCAAGAAACCCCCACCAGACCAAGGUAUUCUGUGUUCAGUUUGGGGAAGCAUCGCUAAUCCGUAGGCUUUAUAGCAAUUUAAGCAUCUUCCUAGAGCAGAUUCAGAUAGUUUGUAAUGCAUUAGGACCAUCAGUGGCCUAACAAUAAAAGCUCCAGAGAUCAUAAAACGUUAGUCUCAUGUUCAACACACACACCCUUUUUCAAGGAAUCUUUACGAUAACAUCUAAAGGCUAUUUGGAGGCCACGCCUACCCAGCAGUCAGCCCUGGAGGUCAAUGGGUGAUUUGUUGCAGUCACCGAAUUUUCUGCUGGAUCUGAUGAGCAGCAGUGCUGGCAAGAAGCCGGAAAAAAUUACCAGCUACCUAGCUUCUGUUUGUGUUCUCCAUCUGUAAAACAGGAGGGCUUUCAAAGUUCAAAAAAUACAAGAAAGAUACAGGAUACACAGCAGUUGCUUGGUACUGGUUACUCAGAGUACUCUGUUUUGUUUUACUAACAGUGUUCCCAACAUGCAAUAAAUGGGUUAUCCGAG
Messenger RNA from Chinchilla lanigera (long-tailed chinchilla), 4298 nucleotides. RefSeq names its product DEAD (Asp-Glu-Ala-Asp) box polypeptide 58 (gene Rigi). Gene Ontology annotation, molecular function: single-stranded RNA binding; double-stranded RNA binding; zinc ion binding. The record is from RefSeq and is a predicted model, not a curated record. NCBI's taxonomy places the organism in Eukaryota, Metazoa, Chordata, Mammalia, Rodentia, Chinchillidae. Gene Ontology annotation, cellular component: cytoplasm.